Sitodiplosis mosellana (orange wheat blossom midge) is the source of this 2622-nucleotide messenger RNA. RefSeq lists its product as uncharacterized. Lineage: Eukaryota; Metazoa; Arthropoda; Insecta; Diptera; Cecidomyiidae. The transcript has 5 exons. Bases 980 to 1675 code for a protein of 231 amino acids. The record is from RefSeq and is a predicted model, not a curated record.
UGAACGUGUCAUAACUAUUCUAGGUAUUGCAAAAAUGAAACAUAACCCAUUUUGUGCGGUUUUUUAAUAUUCAACGAUGAAUCUAUUUUCACGAGUGGCAAAAGCUAGUAAUUUUGGAAAAUGCAUUAUUUGGAACACAUGGCAGCCGGAACGAAGCAUUCAAACCAGCCAAAGGUCAUUGAAGCAAGUGCUCACAAAAACAUUGCGAAUCAAACAUGAAGAUUUCUAUAAGCGAAUGGAUCAGAUUCCACUGGAGUACGAAAUGAUCUAUAAAAUGCCAUUGCAUUACACAUUGAACAUGGGCAAAUCAGCGGCAAUAAUCACCAGCGUAUUUGUACCGUGUGUUUGGCUGUACAAUAAGCUAAGUCAAGUUUCACACGAACCCUUUCAUUUCAUUGGCACUCAGGCUGCAUCUCAAGAUGAUGUGGUGUGGUUUGCCGCCGCACUCAUGGCUACAAAUAUUAUUAUAUUUCGAUGUUGUCACAUAAUUGCACUUCGAGUCUAUCGCUAUAAAAAAUCUUACGUUGCUAUAAUACCAGGUUUUGUACCUAGGUUUAAUAAUCAGCUACAUUUCCAAGAAGGCCAAUUGAAAGAGCAUUUCAAAGCAUUAUCAUUUUUCAGAGGACUUACAUACAAAAUCAAUGGUCGAACGAUGCUGCUUAUACCCGACAGAUUUCGCAAGAGCUCCGAUCUUUUCGAUAUGCUGAACAAAUCUGAUUCCAGAAAAUAUAAAUGAUAAUAAUUGACAUGUUAAUCGUUGUAAAAUAGUCUGAAUAAUAAAAAAAAAAAUCGUUUCGAACGAAGGUAAUGAGCAAAAAACAUUCGAUUUCAUCAUAAUUUUGGCGGCAUUCAGUUUGAAUGAAUAUUUUGACAUUUCUCAAAUUGCGAUAGAGCGCAGAACAACAUAUAAGAAACUGUCAAAAUCCAUACUGGUGACAAUAGUACGUGAUGUGCGUAUAGUGAAAUUUUCGCGAUAACAAUGAAUGUCGUCUCACUUAGCAACAUUAAUAAAUAUGCCGUUAUAAAAUUUUACGCAAAAUCACCACAUCACUUCUUCAUCCACAGAAGAUGGUUUGCCGGUAACAGUGGAUCUUUGAGCUUGAUGGACCGGCAGAGAAAGAAGGAUGGCAUAGACAAUAAAUUUCAAUUGAUAUACAAACCUCCAAAUAACAGUUUGCUCAUGACAGCCACAUCUUUCGGUGCUUUCGGUGCAUUCACAUGUCCGGCAUUUCUUCUGCAAUAUACUUUCGAUCGUUUUUACGGUGACAAUACGGAACUAAUUGAACAGGUUUCCUCAUUUCAACUUGGCGUUAUGGGGACGGCCGCUAUUGCUAGCAUAAUCAUAUUAUAUUUUUGUCGAUCUAUUCCAUUACGUAUUUAUAACAACGGGAAAGAGUACACUGCAAUAUUUCCAAGUUCGUUACCUUUGCUCACUCGGAAGUUUUGUUUCGUGAAAGGUGAUAUCAAAGACAAGAAGUCGUCAGGAUGGGGCAGAAAUCUAUUGGGAAAAUUGAUAAAGCCAGGUUUCGAGACCGCUUCAUUUUACAGAGUGAAAGACACACAUAUAUUUUUGACGAUAAAAUGUUUCGAGAAACCGGUUCAGUUCUAUGAAAUGUUUCCAAACACAGCAAAAUAUGCUAGGAAAAUCAAACAGUUAGAUCCACCGAAGCGUUGAAUAUUUAUCAAUUUUUUUCAGAGGGGAAAACAUACUGUUAAUGCUUUAUUGACAAAUAUGCUCAAUUACCAACGCUAUAUUGUACAGUCAAAUAGUGAAACUGUAGUAAAUUUCUUUAAAGUCAAAAGUAAUUUUGUUUGUUUUUUUUUUUUUUCAAAUAUUUCUUUAUUUUCGAUUUUUUUCGUAGUUUACAAAAUGUUUUUAAAUAUGAACUCUGGAAAACUGCGUUUUUAUCAUGAGGAAAUCAAAAGAGAGGACUUCAAAUCGCAAAACGAAACAAAACGAAAACACCUCUUUUGCUAUUUCUAUAAAAUGCUAAAAACAAUCAAAAUAAUUUGUUUUUCCAUAUUAAACGACAGUUUGUUCCGAGCUAUACAGCUUAAAAAUGUACUACGAUUGAUUUCCUUAUUUCAUCUGAUAAAAUUUUCUUCUUCUUUUCUUCUUGUUAUCUAUUCACAGCAAUUCGGCUUUAUAUAAAAAAAUAUAAUUAUUCGAAAUACUGUCAUUUAUUACAUUACUUACACUUAAAUUAAUUGAUAAAUGUUCAUUUAAUUGGUCCUACAAUCGCUUUGAUAAUUGCUUUAAUUUAUUGUUGUUUUUUUCAUCUUGACAGUUCGUUCAUUUAUUUAAUUACUUCAAUGUUAGAUUUGAAGAAAAAUAGUGAAAAAAAAAAACUGGGGAUGCGAUCAAAUGGAGAAAAGGGAGAUUAAUGCAAUGUUUCCGUAAACGUUUUCCUUAAUUUGUAUGCCUGUCCUUGUAUCCAGCCAUAACUAUUUUCUUUAAUUGUACAAUACCCGAAUCUCGUUCCAAACUCUAACUAAAUUGAUAACACAUUCAAAAAUUCGGAACAAUCGGCUAGUAUUUGAGGUAAAAUUUUAAAUCGAUGUAAUUUUGUUAUACGGCAUUCGAAUUAAGAAAAUAAAAUCUGAUUGCUGAUGGUUAUUGUG